Messenger RNA from Varanus komodoensis (Komodo dragon), 4497 nucleotides. RefSeq names its product transcription elongation factor, mitochondrial (gene TEFM). The coding region runs from base 416 to 1369 and encodes 317 amino acids. The record is from RefSeq and is a predicted model, not a curated record. NCBI's taxonomy places the organism in Eukaryota, Metazoa, Chordata, Lepidosauria, Squamata, Varanidae. Gene Ontology annotation, cellular component: mitochondrial nucleoid. Gene Ontology annotation, molecular function: nucleic acid binding; DNA polymerase processivity factor activity. Gene Ontology annotation, biological process: transcription elongation by mitochondrial RNA polymerase; mitochondrial transcription. The transcript has 5 exons.
CGGCGUUGGCCUUGCGAGCCAGCACGCUCCUUUUCGGAAAUGUACAGAUGGGGAGGCGGGAGGAAGAGACAAAGUGUAGCACAGCCUGGGAAGGUGCGAAGAUGAGCUGGGAACGGUUGCCCGCGCUUCUCCGAAUAGGUGGAUGGGAGGCACAGUAUGUGCAAGGUGCUGAUGAGGAUUACAUAUGCACAUCUUCAUUUGAGUUAUGCCAGCCAGUUGUUGUGCAACAGGCAUGAAGUUUUCUGUUUAGUAAUGAAAACUGAGCUCAACUGCUUGUGGGCAUUUUCUUGUCUUGUGAAGAAACUUGGAGCUCCUAAAUACAUCUGUUCCUCAAUAACAAGGUAGAAGAUGUUUUCUUCAGGUUCCAUUCACUUCAUCUCAGCUUCCACAGUGUCACAGGAAGUCGACAUCCAUCAUGCAAGAAGAUUCUGCAUUAGCAGUUGAACAUUUGAAGGAAACAGCACAUACAAUAGAUGAUUUGUUUUCCUCUGAGCAGAGAUCUGCUGUUUUGCAGCUACUUAAUUCAGGAUCCAGAGAAGAACUUUCUACUGUGAAACUACUGCGAGGAAGAAAGUCUGCUAACAUAGUGGAAUAUAGGAACAAGCAUGGACCAUUUCGAGAUUUACACACUUUACUAGAAGUGCCUCUAUUUCAACAUAAAACAGCUGUUAACGUGUGCAACUUUAUUCUUACAAAAGAUGAAACAAAAGAGAGAAAAACAAACAUUCCCGUGUGGGCAAUGAGAUGUAUCACGCCUCCAAUAAAGGCAGAAAGGCUAGAGAAUGCCAAUAGCAUUGUGUCUGUGGUUUUUGGCACCCACAAAAUAGCAUGGACUCAUAUCACUAGAAACAUGGUUGUUCACGAUUGGCGGCAACAAGCAUGCACAAAGUUUAUGAAAAAAACUUGCAUGCCGUCAGUGUACUUUGAACAGAUUUCCUCUAUAGUAUCCAACCUUCCUGAAGCAGAUUUUUAUGUUUUGGAAAAAUGUGGACUUCCUUGUCAGAAUCCCAGUUUGUUUCCAGUGGUAUUACAUUUUUGUAAAGUUGAAACUAUGUUCUAUGCAUUGUUAAAUAAAACAUUUGCACAGGAUCGCCAGCACAAAGUAGUAAGUAUGGCCCGAAGUGCUGUAGGGAAAUACUUCGGGCUUAUGAUUGGAGAAACACGAACUAGUGGAAUAGAACUUGUAAAACAGCUUCUUUCAGAAACGGUUAUACAAGACAAGCCCCGUGUGAGCUUUGUGAAUGGCCAAGCCAUUAACUAUAGACAUAUGUUGUCAGCAAAUAAACAUCGGCGAGAGGAGGAGCUAUGUGAUUCAUUGCUACAAGCAGUAGCUUUUACUGAGCUGCUAAUACAGAACACUGCUGCUUAAUUUUUAUUGUACUCAAAUUGGUUUGUGAAUGACUUUAAUAAAUUUCUAACCAAAUUUAGGAUUUACCCUGUAAGAGGUUUCAGUAGUUGUGUGGCAAUUUUUGGCUCAAAAAUACAGCAACAGUAGAAGCACACUUAAUACUGCCAAGAAAAAUGCUAGAGAAUCAUUCUUGAGAGUUGUGAGAUAGUACAAGUUCAAAAAUAAACCUGUUACCAUAAUCAUAGAUAUGCUACUGACCAUCUUGGUUAAAAUAAUGAGAUGGCUUUUUUACUCAGUACCCUCUCCUGAAGGGUGACUAGAUGUUUUACUAAUUAAUUUUGCUACUUCACUAAGCUGAAGGUUCUAAUGAUUUCAGUAUAAUUUUAAACAAAUGCAUUUAGUGUUACAAUGGAACACUUCAGUAGCAUUUAAUUACUACCAAAACUUGAAAACAAAUUUCCCGUAUCAGAGCUCUCAAAAUUUAUUUUCUAACAGUCAUGUCCGAUGUUGCUAUUCUAUUAAGACAACUGCUUCUAUUGGCAAAACCAAGAGUGGAGAUUUUCCCUGUCCCAACCAUAUCUUCAAAACUUGCUUUUGGUAGGAUGGGAAAACCCUCCAGGAUAGAUUUUCAGGUUGUAGGAGAGAGGGAGAAAAUCCGAUUGUGUCAGCAAACUUUCAUUAAAGCAACACUGGAUUUAACACUUUAAAUAAGUCUUUUACCCUCAUAUGCUAAUUUAAAGGCUGAGUCCAAAAUCACAGAACUAUUAUUAGACCUUGGGUCAUCUCUGGUACAUAGUGAUAAACAACUUGUUAAAUGUUUGGCGCCUAUAUGGUGUGAUAGAAAAUUACUGGCAGGGAGUGUUAAAUACACAGAUUAAAUACUAUACUUAGGCUGAGCAGAGCCAGCUUGUGUCAGGGCUCAGACUAGAUGGCCCAGGAGGCCCCUUCUGACUUGUUAUAUUAGUAUGUUACAAAUCGCUGCUUCCAAAAAAGCUUUCUUAGUCCUUUAUGUUGCUUCCAAGAAUGACACAUCUAUUUUUUUCUGUUUCCAUUGGACAACAGAUGCAGUGUUCUUCAGGAACUGCUAAGCACCUUAAUUUCCUGCAAAGGAAGUACAUUUUUUCUUUAUUGGAGGUGAAUGCUACUAAGACAGUAAAAAUUUACAUUUUGUCUGAUGAGUUUCUCAUACAAAACAGUUGCAAAGAGCUGGAAGUACCUGUUCUCAUACCUAAACGUCAUGCUGUAAAAAGCUGCAAAACUCUGGAGAGAUAUUUAUUAUUUCAUUGUAUAUUCAAAAACAAGCUCAAACAAACUCAGUGUAGUGGUAAAUAUAUAAUGUACAGUAUAAAAAUAAGAUGUGCAGGAUUACAGAUAAAUAUUACUACACAACACAGAACAACUGUUGGCAUAAAGUAACACAAAACUGACUAUUUAAAAAAUGACAGUGAUCAAAGGUCUUUCAACUCUGAAGACAAACCCACCAGUCUCUAUCCGUAAGCACACAUGCAACCCAAAAGCAGUUUAGUGAUAUCAUUUAACUAAUGUUUUGAUAAGUCCUGUAUUUAAAGGGAAAUUAGAACAGAUUUAAAUACUGUCCAGAAUACAUGAAAUUGCAGCUAAUGGAUAAAACAUUUUGCAACAGAGAAUCCACAUCCUAAAAGGUUAACAUCAGUCCAGUAGUUGUUGCAAUAGGCUUGUUGUACUUCAAAAUUCAGGUUAAAUUUUAAUUCAUCUGAUUCAGAUUUCAACUCCAACAAAGACCACAUUUGGUAUAUGGAAAGCACCUUGAUGGAAGAUAUAUACAGUCUGCAUUUUUAAAUACUUAAAAGAUUCAAAAUAUAAACAGUACUCUGUACAUAUAAAAAUAUACAUUUCUGUAUAUUCAAAGUCACUAUUUGCAGCCAUUUUAAGGAAAGUCACUUGCCAGACUGUUCAAAAUUUCUUUGGGAAGAUGUAUUCCUUCAAGGUAGUGGAGAAAUCUGUUUGAAAAUAAUUUAAAAAAGAGUUUAGAAUAUGCAGUAUAAGUAAUACAAAGAUAUCUACUUGAUUGCCCCUAGCCAGGAUAUUUAAUACAUUUUAUCUUAUAUAUUAUUCUGAAGCACAUAAAUAUUGUAAUCUUUAUACAUCUGGGAGUAAGUCCCACUGAUUUCAAUAGGAUGUACUUUUGAAAUGCUAUUAAGAAAAUGUUACCUUCGUUUUGUUUUUCCUUGUUGUUUCUGUUUUUCUGAUUUGCAGAUGCUGCGGAGUAUAGGCAGGUAUUCCAACGUGCUGGCUUGUGUGUUACUAAUGUUUAAAGAAGUUCUAUUGGAAAAUACAGUUUUGAUUAUUUCCAGCCUUUUUUGUGCAUUAUGCUGAACACUGUAAAAGAAAAGUACAUAUAAUUGCCGGUUAUGUUCAGCAUGAAAUAAAACUGAACACUUUUCAUUGUGUGUACCUAAACAACAUACACCCAAUGUUAAGCUCUGUUCAGCUAGCAUCUAUUUGAUUCCUGAAAACUUAGGAGGCCAAUUCUAGAAGUUGUGCUUUUAUAGAACCCAGGAUUUGUUCUCAUAUAAUUUCAUUAAAAUCAGACAUUCCUCAGUUUUACUCUGGGUUGGAUUCAGAUCUACCAGAAGCUUCUCUUGGAGGAAGAAGCAGGGAAGUGGUAUUCACCAAUUUCACUGCAGCCCCCUUUGAACAUCUCAGGUCCACCAAUCCUCCAACUGAUUGAAGGAGCACAAGAGGAUGAAAGUCUGCUUGCUGCUCUAACCAUGAAUGGGCUUCUCCACCUACAGGAACUCUGGGUUCAAACAGGUGCUUGAUAUGAGCUGGGAGGAAAGUAUUGGGAAAAGGAGUAGACAGUAGAGAGUUGUAAUAUGCUAGCAGAGCAACUGUGUGCUUUACUACUGAAAGUGCUUCUUUCCUCCCAUGUCACAAAUGAUUAUGUCAGACCCAUAUUUGAAAGAUCAGCCUGCCACUGUCAUUUCUAGUUUCAGCUAUACUUUGUAACAAUCUAUUAAACUAGACUUGGUAACACUUAGAACUGAGCUAAUGUUAAUGAGGGUAGCUAUGGGUGUAUGUUUCAAUAAUUAAACUUUGCAUUUAUUCACUGAUGAUUCUGAUCUUCAAAAUUUCAUGGUUGUUUGAAAAAUAAAUAUCCAUGGAAUCUU